UCAAUUUUGGCGCUCUUUUUCAUAAUGAGUAUCACGUGACACUCACGUGCAGAAACGAACCGACUGUCUGUUGCUGAUCAAAAAUCUUUUGCAUUCUUCUUUCUUUAGUGUUCUCCUCAUUGUCUCUCUUUCGUUUCUUUUGCAUUUUUCUCGAGAAAAAUCCAGAGAGAGAGAAAGUCUUCUGAUUAGAAAGAAAAAAGCCAUUAUUGGUUUUCCCGGAGAUCUAAUCAUGGAGACGGAGUCGUCAUCAAAGGCUCAAAAAGAAACUGACCAGAAAAUUGAUCCAGAUCGCUCAGUAAAGCAUGACGACGCUCACGCUCAUGAUGAGCUGAUGAAAACAGAGGAGAAACCAAACGCCACUCGCGCUUCAGCUCUUGAUACUAUACUCAAGUCUCUCUGGAAAAUCAGCGUUUUCAGAAAAGAGCUUCUGUCCAGCUUCACUGAAGAUGAAUUCGUUUUUGAACUCCGUGAUUUCGUUCUCAGCAAUCUAUCUCUCAUGGAACCAAACGGUGUUUAUGACUUGUUGGUCACCAUCUUGGAGCUUCUUCCUCGCUGGGAAACUGGAUAUGAACCUCUUCAAUCCAAGUUUGAAGUUUACGAAACGCUCAAAAAGAUGUGCAACAGAUGCAAAUUGGAUACCGAAUAUCCACUCCAACUUGCUUAUGGUCCAAUCGUGAUUGCUAAUUCACUCAGAGAAUUCAAGUCUGCAUUUGAGGAUUUGACAUUUGAGAACCUCCUUAAGGUUAUCAGAACCACCUUGAUGAUGCCUUGUGACAAGGAAGGAUGUGAGAAACGAAACUACGUUGAACGUGUGAUCAAUACCCCCCUUCCAUCUGUUUUCACAAUUGCACUUGAGUGGGAGAACAACGAGACUGAAGAAGAGAUCUCUGCUACAACUUCUGUUCUGGCUACUGAAAUUGAUAUCAGUGAGAUAUGCAAAUACGAAGGUGACAGUGUGUUCACUAAGUACCGUCUUGUGUCCAUGGUUUGCUUGUGCGGAGAUCAAUACAAUUGCAUAUCUUACGAAAACGAUAGAUGGAUCAGAUACUUCGCUUCCAAGAAAGAGGCUAUUGGAGAUUGGAACAGUGUUCUCACCAGUUUUGUAAAACUGAAGAUUCGACCUGAGAUUCUGUUUUUUGAAAAUGUGAGGGGCCAGAUUAUGGGGACGGACAAGAUUGUGUUCGGCAGCUUGGUUUAAAACAUUCUCAAGACAAAUAAAAGCUUUUUCAAUGAUAAUGUAGGAAAGGGAUUCGUUGUAAAUGCAAAACUUUAGAACUGAUGUUUGGGUCUUUAAGUCAAAACCUUUACAGGGUCUUAGUAGAAUAAUGCUUUGGAUUUUAAAGCACUGUGAACAUAUUUGUCUCCCUUUUUUCCUUUCUU
Molecule: messenger RNA, 1380 nt
Organism: Raphanus sativus (radish)
Lineage: Eukaryota; Viridiplantae; Streptophyta; Magnoliopsida; Brassicales; Brassicaceae
Exons: 9
Coding region: 230-1198 (322 amino acids)
Biological process (GO): protein deubiquitination
Molecular function (GO): cysteine-type deubiquitinase activity
Source: RefSeq, a predicted model, not a curated record